Messenger RNA from Scleropages formosus (Asian bonytongue), 8039 nucleotides. Its product is annotated as receptor-type tyrosine-protein phosphatase eta-like. The transcript is spliced from 45 exons. Bases 16 to 7989 code for a protein of 2657 amino acids. Gene Ontology annotation, cellular component: signaling receptor complex. NCBI's taxonomy places the organism in Eukaryota, Metazoa, Chordata, Actinopteri, Osteoglossiformes, Osteoglossidae. Gene Ontology annotation, biological process: peptidyl-tyrosine dephosphorylation involved in inactivation of protein kinase activity. Gene Ontology annotation, molecular function: protein tyrosine phosphatase activity; protein binding. The record is from RefSeq and is a predicted model, not a curated record.
AUUGAAAAUGGUAACAUGUACAAAACACUACAUGCAACUCAGUCUACAAAUCAGCCUGUAGAUAAGCUUACAAACAAGUCUAUAACUGAGUCUACAAUUCAAUCUACAGCCCAGUCUACUACCCCGUCUCCUGUCGUGUCUUCAACCCAGUCUACUACCCCGUCUCCUGUCGUGUCUUCAACCCAGUCUACUACCCCGUCUCCUGUCGUGUCUUCAACCCAGUCUCCUGCAGAGUCUGCAGUUCAGUCUACUACCCCGUCUCCUGUCGUGUCUUCAACCCAGUCUACUACCCCGUCUCCUGUCGUGUCUUCAACCCAGUCUACUACCCCGUCUCCUGUCGUGUCUUCAACCCAGUCUCCUGCAGAGUCUGCAGUUCAGUCUACUACCCCGUCUCCUGUCGUGUCUUCAACCCAGUCUACUACCCCGUCUCCUGUCGUGUCUUCAAGGCCUGAAAUCAUCAGGAACCCGAUCAUCACAGACAUAAAAACCACAUCUAUCUCUCUGAACUGGACUCAACCUGUAGGAAACGUCGCCUUCUAUACAGUACAGUGGAGUAACGCUAGUGGAAUCCAGAACAGUUCUACCAGUAACACAUUCAUUACGGUCAAUGGUCUGACGCCUGGAACUCAGUAUACAUUCAGCAUCACUGCGUUUGCAGCGGAUAACCAAACUUCUGGAGCCACAUUUACUAUAUCUCAAUGUACUCGCCCUGACGUCAUCAGGAACCCGAUCAUCACAGAGAUAAAAACAACAUCUAUCUCUCUGAACUGGACUCAACCUGUAGGAAACGUCGCCUUCUAUACAGUACAGUGGAGUAACGCCAGUGGAAUCCAGAACAGUUCUACCAGUAACACAUUCAUUACGGUCAAUGGUCUGACGCCUGGAACUCAGUAUACAUUCAGCAUCACUGCGUUUGCAGCGGAUAACCAAACUUCUGGAGCCACAUUUACUAUAUCUCAAUAUACUCGGCCUGAAAUCAUCAGGAACCCGAUCAUCACAGACAUAAAAACCACAUCUAUCUCUCUGAACUGGACUCAACCUGUAGGAAACGUCGCCUUCUAUACAGUACAGUGGAGUAACGCCAGUGGAAUCCAGAACAGUUCUACCAGUAACACAUUCAUUACGGUCAAUGGUCUGACGCCUGGAACUCAGUAUACAUUCAGCAUCACUGCGUUUCCAGCGGAUAACCAAACUUCUGGAGCCACAUUUACUAUAUCUCAAUGUACUCGCCCUGACGUCAUCAGGAACCUGAUCAUCACAGAGAUAAAAACAACAUCUAUCUCUCUGAACUGGACUCAACCUGUAGGAAACGUCGCCUUCUAUACAGUACAGUGGAGUAACGCCAGUGGAAUCCAGAACAGUUCUACCAGUAACACAUUCAUUACGGUCAAUGGUCUGACGCCUGGAACUCAGUAUACAUUCAACAUCACUGCGUUUGCAGCGGAUAACCAAACUUCUGGAGCCACAUUUACUAUAUCUCAAUAUACUCGGCCUAAAAUCAUCAGGAACCCGAUCAUCACAGACAUAAAAACCACAUCUAUCUCUCUGAACUGGACUCAACCUGUAGGAAACGUCGCCUUCUAUACAGUACAGUGGAGUAACGCCAGUGGAAUCCAGAACAGUUCUACCAGUAACACAUUCAUUACGGUCAAUGGUCUGACGCCUGGAACUCAGUAUACAUUCAGCAUCACUGCGUUUCCAGCGGAUAACCAAACUUCUGGAGCCACAUUUACUAUAUCUCAAUGUACUCGGCCUGAAAUCAUCAGGAACCCGAUCAUCACAGACAUAAAAACCACAUCUAUCUCUCUGAACUGGACUCAACCUGUAGGAAACGUCGCCUUCUAUACAGUACAGUGGAGUAACGCCAGUGGAAUCCAGAACAGUUCUACCAGUAACACAUUCAUUACGGUCAAUGGUCUGACGCCUGGAACUCAGUAUACAUUCAGCAUCACUGCGUUUCCAGCGGAUAACCAAACUUCUGGAGCCACAUUUACUAUAUCUCAAUGUACUCGCCCUGACGUCAUCAGGAACCCGAUCAUCACAGAGAUAAAAACAACAUCUAUCUCUCUGAACUGGACUCAACCUGUAGGAAACGUCGCCUUCUAUACAGUACAGUGGAGUAACGCCAGUGGAAUCCAGAACAGUUCUACCAGUAACACAUUCAUUACGGUCAAUGGUCUGACGCCUGGAACUCAGUAUACAUUCAGCAUCACUGCGUUUGCAGCGGAUAACCAAACUUCUGGAGCCACAUUUACUAUAUCUCAAUAUACUCGGCCUGAAAUCAUCAGGAACCCGAUCAUCACAGACAUAAAAACCACAUCUAUCUCUCUGAACUGGACUCAACCUGUAGGAAACGUCGCCUUCUAUACAGUACAGUGGAGUAACGCCAGUGGAAUCCAGAACAGUUCUACCAGUAACACAUUCAUUACGGUCAAUGGUCUGACGCCUGGAACUCAGUAUACAUUCAGCAUCACUGCGUUUCCAGCGGAUAACCAAACUUCUGGAGCCACAUUUACUAUAUCUCAAUGUACUCGGCCUGAAAUCAUCAGGAACCCGAUCAUCACAGACAUAAAAACCACAUCUAUCUCUCUGAACUGGACUCAACCUGUAGGAAACGUCGCCUUCUAUACAGUACAGUGGAGUAACGCCAGUGGAAUCCAGAACAGUUCUACCAGUAACACAUUCAUUACGGUCAAUGGUCUGACGCCUGGAACUCAGUAUACAUUCAGCAUCACUGCGUUUCCAGCGGAUAACCAAACUUCUGGAGCCACAUUUACUAUAUCUCAAUUUACUCGGCCUGAAAUCAUCAGGAACCCGAUCAUCACAGACAUAAAAACCACAUCUAUCUCUCUGAACUGGACUCAACCUGUAGGAAACGUCGCCUUCUAUACAGUACAGUGGAGUAACGCCAGUGGAAUCCAGAACAGUUCUACCAGUAACACAUUCAUUACGGUCAAUGGUCUGACGCCUGGAACUCAGUAUACAUUCAGCAUCACUGCGUUUCCAGCGGAUAACCAAACUUCUGGAGCCACAUUUACUAUAUCUCAAUUUACUCGGCCUGAAAUCAUCAGGAACCCGAUCAUCACAGACAUAAAAACCACAUCUAUCUCUCUGAACUGGACUCAACCUGUAGGAAACGUCGCCUUCUAUACAGUACAGUGGAGUAACGCCAGUGGAAUCCAGAACAGUUCUACCAGUAACACAUUCAUUACGGUCAAUGGUCUGACGCCUGGAACUCAGUAUACAUUCAGCAUCACUGCGUUUCCAGCGGAUAACCAAACUUCUGGAGCCACAUUUACUAUAUCUCAAUUUACUCGGCCUGAAAUCAUCAGGAACCCGAUCAUCACAGACAUAAAAACCACAUCUAUCUCUCUGAACUGGACUCAACCUGUAGGAAACGUCGCCUUCUAUACAGUACAGUGGAGUAACGCCAGUGGAAUCCAGAACAGUUCUACCAGUAACACAUUCAUUACGGUCAAUGGUCUGACGCCUGGAACUCAGUAUACAUUCAGCAUCACUGCGUUUGCAGCGGAUAACCAAACUUCUGGAGCCACAUUUACUAUAUCUCAAUAUACUCGGCCUGAAAUCAUCAGGAACCCGAUCAUCACAGACAUAAAAACCACAUCUAUCUCUCUGAACUGGACUCAACCUGUAGGAAACGUCGCCUUCUAUACAGUACAGUGGAGUAACGCCAGUGGAAUCCAGAACAGUUCUACCAGUAACACAUUCAUUACGGUCAAUGGUCUGACGCCUGGAACUCAGUAUACAUUCAGCAUCACUGCGUUUCCAGCGGAUAACCAAACUUCUGGAGCCACAUUUACUAUAUCUCAAUGUACUCGGCCUGAAAUCAUCAGGAACCCGAUCAUCACAGACAUAAAAACCACAUCUAUCUCUCUGAACUGGACUCAACCUGUAGGAAACGUCGCCUUCUAUACAGUACAGUGGAGUAACGCCAGUGGAAUCCAGAACAGUUCUACCAGUAACACAUUCAUUACGGUCAAUGGUCUGACGCCUGGAACUCAGUAUACAUUCAGCAUCACUGCGUUUCCAGCGGAUAACCAAACUUCUGGAGCCACAUUUACUAUAUCUCAAUGUACUCGCCCUGACGUCAUCAGGAACCCGAUCAUCACAGAGAUAAAAACAACAUCUAUCUCUCUGAACUGGACUCAACCUGUAGGAAACGUCGCCUUCUAUACAGUACAGUGGAGUAACGCCAGUGGAAUCCAGAACAGUUCUACCAGUAACACAUUCAUUACGGUCAAUGGUCUGACGCCUGGAACUCAGUAUACAUUCAGCAUCACUGCGUUUGCAGCGGAUAACCAAACUUCUGGAGCCACAUUUACUAUAUCUCAAUAUACUCGGCCUGAAAUCAUCAGGAACCCGAUCAUCACAGACAUAAAAACCACAUCUAUCUCUCUGAACUGGACUCAACCUGUAGGAAACGUCGCCUUCUAUACAGUACAGUGGAGUAACGCCAGUGGAAUCCAGAACAGUUCUACCAGUAACACAUUCAUUACGGUCAAUGGUCUGACGCCUGGAACUCAGUAUACAUUCAGCAUCACUGCGUUUCCAGCGGAUAACCAAACUUCUGGAGCCACAUUUACUAUAUCUCAAUUUACUCGGCCUGAAAUCAUCAGGAACCCGAUCAUCACAGACAUAAAAACCACAUCUAUCUCUCUGAACUGGACUCAACCUGUAGGAAACGUCGCCUUCUAUACAGUACAGUGGAGUAACGCCAGUGGAAUCCAGAACAGUUCUACCAGUAACACAUUCAUUACGGUCAAUGGUCUGACGCCUGGAACUCAGUAUACAUUCAGCAUCACUGCGUUUCCAGCGGAUAACCAAACUUCUGGAGCCACAUUUACUAUAUCUCAAUUUACUCGGCCUGAAAUCAUCAGGAACCCGAUCAUCACAGACAUAAAAACCACAUCUAUCUCUCUGAACUGGACUCAACCUGUAGGAAACGUCGCCUUCUAUACAGUACAGUGGAGUAACGCCAGUGGAAUCCAGAACAGUUCUACCAGUAACACAUUCAUUACGGUCAAUGGUCUGACGCCUGGAACUCAGUAUACAUUCAGCAUCACUGCGUUUCCAGCGGAUAACCAAACUUCUGGAGCCACAUUUACUAUAUCUCAAUAUACUCGGCCUGAAAUCAUCAGGAACCCGAUCAUCACAGACAUAAAAACCACAUCUAUCUCUCUGAACUGGACUCAACCUGUAGGAAACGUCGCCUUCUAUACAGUACAGUGGAGUAACGCCAGUGGAAUCCAGAACAGUUCUACCAGUAACACAUUCAUUACGGUCAAUGGUCUGACGCCUGGAACUCAGUAUACAUUCAGCAUCACUGCGUUUCCAGCGGAUAACCAAACUUCUGGAGCCACAUUUACUAUAUCUCAAUUUACUCGGCCUGAAAUCAUCAGGAACCCGAUCAACACAGACAUAAAAACCACAUCUAUCUCUCUGAACUGGACUCAACCUGUAGGAAACGUCGCCUUCUAUACAGUACAGUGGAGUAACGCCAGUGGAAUCCAGAACAGUUCUACCAGUAACACAUUCAUUAUGGUCAAUGGUCUGACGCCUGGAACUCAGUAUACAUUCAGCAUCACUGCGUUUGCAGCGGAUAACCAAACUUCUGGAGCCACAUUUACUAUAUCUCAAUAUACUCGGCCUGAAAUCAUCAGGAACCCGAUCAUCACAGACAUAAAAACCACAUCUAUCUCUCUGAACUGGACUCAACCUGUAGGAAACGUCGCCUUCUAUACAGUACAGUGGAGUAACGCCAGUGGAAUCCAGAACAGUUCUACCAGUAACACAUUCAUUACGGUCAAUGGUCUGACGCCUGGAACUCAGUAUACAUUCAGCAUCACUGCGUUUCCAGCGGAUAACCAAACUUCUGGAGCCACAUUUACUAUAUCUCAAUUUACUCGACCCUACUCUGCAGUGAACCUGACUUCAACAAGCAUCAACACCUCCAGCAUUAGUUUGAUCUGGAUGCAGCAAGAUGCUAAAGACAGUUACAGUUAUCUGGUGCAAGUGUUAAAUCGCACCAAGUUAGUCAAAAAUCUUACCACGAACACAACCAGUGCCACCAUCCUGGACCUUGAGUCGGGGAGCAGCUUCACAUUCAGUGUGACAACUCAGGCAGCAGACGGAACCACAUCUACACCAGUAUCCAUUUCUGAAUCCACCGAUGCUGCUCCUCCCCUUAAUUUCAGCUGCAGUGGUCCAAAUGGCACAAGUGCAGAACUUAUCCUAACUUGGAACGCACCAACUGGAUCCAACCAAGGGUUUACAAUCAGCUUGCUGAAUGUGACAGAGCAGUCGGCCAACUGCUGUCAACACACAGUUUCCAGUCUUUCCUAUAACUUGAACUAUGCAGUUAUUAUCUGGACACUCGGGCCAGGAAAAAACAGCACUAAAGAGAACAGAACUUGCACAACAGGAAUCACAAAGCCACCCACUCCAAACAUUGAUUAUGCUUCAGUUACACAAUGUGGACAUCAAGGUUUUGUUUUGGAACUAAACUCUAAUUUCUUCAGUGACAUCCAUGGACCUGUCACAAGUUACGGAGUAUUGAUAGCCUUACAAGAUUUUUCUGGUAAUUUUAGUGAAGGCCUCGUAAAAAACUAUAACAACUGGAAGGACAAUGAGGCAACUCCCUACCUGGCUGUCGUAAAGAACAGAACAGAGGUGAGGACAAAAAGUUUAAGUGAUGCGACCUCUAUCACCAUAGGGGACAAAGCUGUGUGGGAACAAUAUUACAACGGACCUCUGACUCCAAGGAAGACAUACAGAGUUGCUGUUGUUCUAUUUACUCAGCUUCAAGUGCAGAACAGCCUUAUAAACCCAGCACUGUCCCUUUUCACAGUCUCCACACAAAUUCAAGUAACGCUACCUGAAAAUCCAGCUGUUAUCGGUGGAAUCGUUGGUGGAAUUCUGGCAGUUUUAAUAAUUUUGAUUGUGACCGUUGCCAUUUUCUGGAGAAGGCGUACCAAAAACAACUUAACAGAAAUUCCUAUCCAGGCCAUGAGGGCUAAAGUUAGCAUACCGGUAAGGGUGGAGGACUACGAGACUUACUUCAAAAAGCAACAUGCUGAUUCCAACUGUGGCUUCGCUGAGGAGUUUGAGGACCUAAAGACUGUUGGUGUGGCACAGUCGAAGACCAGUGCCCUGGCACAAGAAAACAAAGCGAAGAACCGCUACAACAAUGUGCUCCCAUAUGACUUCUCACGGGUCAAGCUCUCAGUCCGUGGAAACCCCUGGGAUGACUAUAUCAACGCCAACUACAUACCAGGCUAUUCAUCUAAGAAGGAGUUCAUCGCAACCCAGGGUCCACUGCCUGGCACACUGAAUGACUUCUGGAGGAUGAUCUGGGAGAAGAACAUUCACACCCUGGUGAUGCUGACCAGAUGCAAUGAGCAAGGAAGGGUGAAAUGCGAAAAGUACUGGCCCUCGGACUGCAAACACUUUGACAACAUCAUUGUGACAAACACAAGCGACGUUGACCUGGAUGACUGGACCAUAAGAGACUUUAGCGUCAAGAACGUGAAGACGGCAGAAACCCGUUUCAUACGGCAGUUCCACUUUACGGCCUGGCCCGACCACGGUGUGCCGGAGACCACCGAGCUACUCAUCAACUUCCGCUACCUGGUGAGGGAGCACAUGAACCAGUUCCAGAACUCACCCGCUGUGGUACACUGCAGUGCUGGAGUGGGACGAACUGGCACCUUCAUUGCCAUCGAUCGCCUCAUCUACCAGAUUGAGCAAGAUGGCGUGGUGGACGUUUUUGGCACCAUCCACAACAUGCGCAUGCACAGGACCCUCAUGGUGCAGACCGAGGACCAGUACGUGUUCCUAAACCAGUGUGUCUUGGACAUUAUCAAAUCCAGAAGCGGGACCAAUGUGGAUCUUAUCUACCAGAACACAACAGCACUUGCCAUUUAUGAGAACAUUAAGCCCAUGAAGGGAAGCAUAAAGAAUAGCUUGUAACAGGCCAAGCCCAUACUUUGAAGCCCAGCUGUCUUAAAACCCUUCAUAAA